UAUAUAUCUCCCGGUUUAUGGGUAGGUAGGUUGGUGUUGGUCGCAUACCUUUUAUGAAGGGUUGGCAACUUUAACAGAAAACAAACCCAAUCUCCGGUCUCCAUUUUCUCUGAAUCUCCAUUCGUUGAAGCUGCUUUCUACCUUCCGUCGCUUCCAUAACACGAUCCGUUAACCCUUCUCUGUCUCUGCCUUUCACCACGUUUGCUUUGUUUGAGUUCAAGGUUUCGAGUAAAGCAAGAUGUUGCGUGCUAUAAGGCAUAAGGUAGGUACCAUUUCCUACUUUUGUCUGAUACGGUGCUUGGAAGCAUCUUACACACUUUUUGCUUUGCAGAGUAUCUGCCCUGCCUUCGGUGCAUUUAGAGCUUUCGCUUCUGCAGCUAAAGAGAUGACAGUGAGAGAGGCUCUGAACUCUGCUCUUGAUGAGGAAAUGUCUGCUGAUCCUAAAGUGUUCUUGAUGGGUGAAGAGGUCGGAGAAUACCAGGGUGCAUAUAAGAUUUCUAAGGGGCUGCUGGACAAGUAUGGCCCUGAGAGGGUUCUUGAUACUCCAAUUACUGAGGCUGGCUUUGCUGGGAUUGGAGUCGGUGCUGCUUACUAUGGUCUAAGGCCUGUUGUGGAGUUUAUGACUUUUAACUUCUCCAUGCAGGCAAUAGAUCACAUCAUUAAUUCUGCUGCAAAAUCAAACUACAUGUCUGCUGGGCAAAUAUCUGUACCUAUCGUCUUCAGAGGACCCAAUGGGGCUGCUGCUGGUGUUGGUGCUCAGCACUCUCAAUGUUAUGCAGCUUGGUAUGCCUCGUGCCCUGGGUUGAAGGUAUUGGCACCAUAUUCAUCUGAAGAUGCUCGUGGCUUGCUUAAAGCCGCUAUAAGGGACCCUGAUCCUGUUGUUUUUCUUGAAAAUGAGUUGUUAUAUGGUGAGUCAUUCCCUGUUUCAGCCGAAGUUCUUGAUUCCAGUUUUUGCCUUCCCAUUGGAAAAGCAAAGAUUGAGAGAGAAGGAAAAGAUGUUACUAUUACAGCCUAUUCAAAAAUGGUUGGCUAUGCUCUUAAGGCUGCGGAGAUACUGGCGAAGGAAGGAGUCAGUGCUGAGGUUAUAAAUUUGCGUUCAAUUCGGCCACUUGAUAGAACCACAAUUAAUGCUUCAGUCAGGAAAACCAACAGAUUGGUGACAGUUGAAGAAGGUUUUCCUCAGCAUGGUGUUGGCGCUGAAAUUUGCACAUCUGUAGUUGAGGAGAGUUUUGGUUAUCUCGAUGCACCGGUUGAGAGAAUUGCCGGGGCUGAUGUUCCUAUGCCUUAUGCUGCCAAUUUAGAGAGAAUGGCUGUCCCACAGGUUGAAGAUAUUGUUCGCGCUGCAAAGAGAGCAUGUCACAGAUCUGUGCCCUUGGCUGCAACAGCUUGAGUUUAUAAAGUACCAGAUAAUUUUAUUUUAUUUUGAUCUCCCGGUUAUGGUUAAUUCUUCGGUAAUCCUAGAUAUUACCAAAAACAUUUUUUGCUCCAUUUUUCACCAUAAAACAGCAGAAAGAAAUUGCAACCAGAGAAUGCUGGUUUCAGUAUGCGUAGUACUGCAGCCUAAAUUUUCGGGAGUUACAGAUGCUAUAUAUUUUCUGUAAAUUUCGUUUAUAACAAUGACACAAGGCGGAAAGUUUUCUGUGUCAUUUUGUAAUUGGCAAUAACAGAAGAAAUCAACUGCUCGAAUUAAUUUUCCUGA
Arachis stenosperma is the source of this 1699-nucleotide messenger RNA. RefSeq names its product pyruvate dehydrogenase E1 component subunit beta-1, mitochondrial-like. The transcript has 14 exons. The record is from RefSeq and is a predicted model, not a curated record. Gene Ontology annotation, molecular function: pyruvate dehydrogenase (acetyl-transferring) activity. The coding region runs from base 239 to 1390 and encodes 383 amino acids. NCBI's taxonomy places the organism in Eukaryota, Viridiplantae, Streptophyta, Magnoliopsida, Fabales, Fabaceae. Gene Ontology annotation, biological process: pyruvate decarboxylation to acetyl-CoA.